AUGGACGUUCUGCUGAAGAUCUGCAGAGAUCAGGGGCGGGCCAACUCCCUGAAUCCAGCGGAUUUUGACUCUAGCAUUUCGGCCAUCGCCAACCUUCCGGUAAAGCAGUUCAUGGCAGCAGCGAAAGACGGCUGGGGUCCGUACUUCCGCAAUCUGCACAGUAAGAUGGAGACGACCGCAAGGUCUACCAUCACCGCCAAGAGAAUGAAUAGACCGCCACCGGAGCGGCGAAGAAGAUCGAGUCAACAACAACAUCCACCCUUACCCCUUCCGCGAAGGGCAUCAUCAUCAGGAGCGACAAAAGACGAGAAAACAAGCAACCGACCAUACAGCAAGGUCACCAACGACCUCCAUCAUAUGGUACGCAGCGCUGACGUUGCCAGUUCUGACAGCAACAAGCGGCGGAGGAGGAGGCAAAGCGAAGACGACAACUCCGAUGGCUUGGCGGCUUCGAGAGCGAGGGCGGCCAAGCGCCAGGCAGAGGAAAUGGUGAUCCGAAGGAUGGGAGUUCGCCUGCAGGCUCUAUGGCAAGAGCUCAAGAUCCCGGGUCCAGACCGGGCGUAUGUAACAGCCGCGUACCUUGGCGGAGGGGGUGGUGCCUUUUCGGGGCAGAGAGCUGGUGGCGGGGGUGGGAUGGAGAAACCACCAGUCCGCGGCGGCGGCGGUGGUGGUGGUAACAGUGGUCCUACGAACGAGAAUGUUAAUCGCGAGCUGACGAGACAGAUACGCCUUCUUCUCGAGCACAGGGCUGCCACAGUAAAGGUGCUCCGCUCCGUCAAUGCCCGAGAGUCGAGACUAUGCGAGGUCGAGCAAGCCCUGCAGGCAUUCCAAUGGCACAGGGGGCUCGACACCGAUGCUUUAGGUGUCGUGGUUUCUCUCGCCGGGCUCCGCGACGCCUCGCUUGACGUCGUUCGCGCGGUGGAGGAAUGGCGAACAAACCUGUGGCAGCCGCGAGCGUUCUGUUGGCGAGGGGUCAACUAUCUCGAAAAGAUGUCGCAGGACACCAUCUUUCUACGCUCUCCCGUAGGGAAAAGCUUGCUUGCCUCUGUGGGUUUGGAGGCCGAAGACAUGGUGAGUCGCUUGGUCUCGCGAAAACGGUAUCGAGGGCAACCACCCCAGGUGUUUGGUAGUGCUAGUAUGUUCGUCCUCUUUCCGUCCGGCAACGGUGGAGUUGCACCAUCAGCAAUACCUGGAGACAGCUCCACGUGCGGAAGCGAAUUGUCGGACGGAGAGAGAGGCACGGAGGGUGAUGUGCUCCGACCCCCUCCGACCAUCGUGCGGCUGACGCCAAAGGCUGAGCUCGUGUCAGCGUACCGAGCCCGCUACUUCGAGCAAUCACCGGUUGUUGGGGCUGGCGGGCGGUCGGGAGGGGAAAGCGGGGAUGUAAGAGGGGAACGAGGGCGGUUAAAAUCGACAGCGGCAGCGGCUACAGCCGCCAUGGAGGCGGUUGUCGUGCAAGAAGCCGCGUUGCAGCGGAGGGUGAAAGCCGAACGGGUUCGCCUGGCGACGAAGGGUUGUUUCGUGCCGCUACUGCGGUGGCUACCAGGGGAUAGCAGAAACCCCGCCCCGAAGGGAAAGCGUCGCCGGUCGUCUUCGUCGCCUCCGCCAGUGCCGCCUGCUGCCGGCAAUACCAACCCACCGCCUGGCGCAGAGAGCAAAACGCAUGCGGCAAAACACGUUGGUGACAGUUUUAAGCACGACGACGGGCGCAGCGGGGCUACUGCCGUGCGAGAUGUUCCCGAUAGCGCCGCGAUACCCCCGGAUCCCCUCACAGGCGCGGGAGCCAGCCUGUUCCGAGGAUCAGUUCCCGACAGCGCUCAGCAGGAAAGAUUGACAGUGUCGAGGGAGGGAGAUGGGCGCCAGGAAGAAGACAGGGAAGACAAGGAUGGGGACGAGGACGAAGACAGGGAGCAAGACGAGAAGGGGCAAGCUCCCCUACUCCACACGGAGGGAGUCCGAAGCCAGAAACAACCGUCACGAGUUGAGGAAGGGGGCCAUGACCAAACACAAAGCCAAUCGGAGGGACCCCAGGCAGGACAAGGUUCUACCGCCGAAGUCGAAGACAGAUCCGCCUUUUACGAAAACGGAGUUGGAGAACAGACGAAGAUGACGAAUCCAUUGGCCCCCUCGUUUCGUCUGGAAACCUCUCUACAUCCCCCAGGGGCGGAAGAGGAGAGCAGGAGCGAGACAGAUAUAGCUAGGAGGAGCGCUUGCACCGUUGGUGCCAAGGCAAGAGCUGGUGAAAAUGAAUGUUUGAAGUUAGUGGCAACGAGUGUGUGCCGGGUGGGGAGCGCAGGGAUACCUGUGGGUGGGGUUAGUAGUGGUGAAUGUGGUGAUGGUGACACAGGUCAGCCCUGGAUCGUCCCGGGGGAACUACGACAGGAGGGUAUUGUCGAUGAACAGAGGAGCGUGGCCCCAAGCGUUUGCUAUGACGAUGAUUUCGAACAAGACGCUGAGGGUAACUCUUUGAGCGACUCGGAGAGGAGCGGCGAAGGUGGUUGCGCUAAAUUCGGGGAGAGCCUGAACGGAAGCAUCAGCAGCGACGAUGCGAAAGACGCACGCCGGGACCAAGGCGUCGCCCAUACAACAGAGGAGGCCGGCGUUGCCAUCUCUUGUGGCGAGGAGAGACAAAACCCCGUUGUCGGAGACAACAACGUGCUGGAGGAGCACCAAAGACAGCAACAGCUGGUGGAGGAGCGGGAGAUCGUGGCCGCAACCGCGGCGCUACGGAUACAAAGGUCAGUGCGCGCUUGGCUAUGCCGUCGUGGCCGUCUCCGGAACACCAAGCCCGACGAAAUUGAAGGGCCACAAGGGAACGCCAAGGAGGGAAAACAAGAGUGGCUUGACGCUUGGCGAGCACGGCGCCAUUUCCAGGUCAGGCAAGCACAGAGGCCAGAGGAGAUCCAGGAGGGGGCGGCCAUCCGAAUACAGACCACUGUGCGGGAAGGUCUUGCGUCACGCCAGGUGGAAGAGCUGCCUCGCGAGUUGCACGCCAGAAAGAUGGCCGCCACGUUGAAAAUCCAAGCUUUCGUUUGUCGUCGUCGUGCCCGGAGAAACCCUGCUGCGGUCAACCGGCAUGAGAUUUCGGAGAAUGCCGACCUACGUCAGCAGCAAGAGGCGGAGCCCGAUCCAGAAUUGACAGGCGUUGGUGUCUGUCGUGGGACCGCGAGGCAAGGAGAAGAGGAGACUCUGGCCGUGUCCUCAGAAUUUGACUUGGCAGAGGCGGCAACGAGGAGCGACCGCAGCGCCAGAACGAUCCAGAAGGCCGUCAGGAGACGGCUUUCCUCCGGAAAUAUAACCAGCAACGCCGACGGGUUGCCUGCGAUGCAAGUACAAGGCCAGCCGAACACCCUUGAAGAAAAAGCUCAGGGGCAGCCGGACGUAGGAAAGAGAGGUGACGGCCCGGGAGCGGUGCUAGUCAAUCGCUGCGGCUCUGGUGAUGGCUCUAUUAUCCCGUCGCAACAAGCACCGGCGGUGGCGGCAGAAUCGUCUUCCCCGACAUUCCGAGCUGGUGAUGAACUCGACUCCCCGUUCUCCUCUGCUGUUGUUGAUGAGACUCCAUCGUCGACUCAAGCAUCAAGUGCUGACGGUCUUGACGCUAGGUUAAGCGACGCUGACGGCGAAAACCAUCAACCGGAUGUCGCCGAAUCUGCGUUCGUUGAGGCUGGUCUGCCGUCCACAAGUCUUCCGUCGGAAGACCCCGCAGAUAGUGAAACUGCUGAUGAUGCUGCCGGUGGCAAUCUUUCCCAGAAACUGCAUUCCCGGGAAGGGGGCAAUUUACAACCGGAAGGCACGAGUUCGCGGUCACCGCUGCCAUCCCCGACAACACCCCGGUCGGAAGUAACGGAACGAGGCCAACAGGAAAAGGAUCAUCAGCCACGACAAGCGGAAGGGGGUGGAGAAGGCGCCGUCGCUUUGCCCCCGUCUUCCGCCACCGCUUACCCACCCUCCCUUGGUCCAACAGUGGACGUCUUGGUCGACUCGCUGCCGAUGGACACGGACACGUCAGCGGACGCGAUGAUGACCACCGUCGUCGGUACGCACGCCGGGGGCGGGGCUGAAUCGCUAGGGUUUUCGGCCGUCGGUCUGUCUCCCGUUCCUGAGCGCCACGCCCUGGUGGCGGUGGCCGCGUCGGCGUCGGAGUACGGAUCGGAAGAUCUCGACUUCGACGCCCUCUCAUGGAGUCCAGGCGGCAGCAGCAGGGGUGGCGCCAGCAGGAGUGAGGAGGAGAACGCCGGUGGUGUGGCACAAGUGGCAACAACAAGUUCCGUUGUCACCACCGGAGAGGAAGUAGAGGAACCGACCGAAAGUCGAGGGAUUGAGAGAGUCGCCUCCCCUGUUGCUGCUGCUGUUGCCGGUGCCGCCGCGGAAAAAAAGCCAGCGGGAGAGAUUGAACCGGUUGGUUUAGCGGCACCAGAGGCGGCAACAGCAAAGGAGGUGCAACGAGGAGGUACUCAAUGUACGGAGGACGGCUCUGACAAUUCCUCCGUCGUGUCGCUGAGUGUGUCGAGCGGUAGUUGA
Molecule: messenger RNA, 4521 nt
Organism: Ectocarpus sp. CCAP 1310/34
Lineage: Eukaryota; Phaeophyceae; Ectocarpales; Ectocarpaceae
Source: the annotation of a GenBank genome assembly